ACUUUACUUUACUUUUUUUCUCUCGCUUUACCAGACAGUGUGCAUUUUGCACAUGGAAGCCACUGGCCUCCAAUGGCUUGUUACUACAUUGUCAUCAGCUCCACACACCUCAGCAAUGGACACUUCAGGAACAUCAAGGGAGUUUUCCGGGGUCCCCUCAAUAAGAAUGGCAGCAAGAACUUGGAUUACUCACAGAAGGAGAGGACUAUGGCCGAGGCACUUGAGGACCUGAAGGCUAACUUCUACUGUGAGCUGUGUGACAAGCAGUACUACAAGCAUCAGGAGUUUGACAACCACAUCAACUCUUACGACCAUGCUCACAAACAGAGACUGAAAGAGCUGAAGCAGCGGGAGUUUGCCCGGAACGUGUCCUCCAAAUCCAAGAAGGAUGGCAGAAAGCAAGAGAGAGCACUAAGACGUUUACAUGAGCUGGCCGAACAGCGGCUGGAGGGCCAACGCGUACCUGGUAGUGGACCCAUGUUCCGAUCUACCACUGUGGCCGUGGAGGAAGGCUACAGGGGAGCGCAUGGUGACAGAGCCAGCAGCCGGGCACAGAACAGCACCCAGGAACACACAAUGUGUCCAAACAUCACCUUAGACACACUUGCAGAUAACACCAGCACCAUUCAGGCCCAGCAAACUCCCAGCACUGUGACCGGAAAGUGUGGCCAAAAAAUCUCUUUCUCCUUCCCUAAAAAGGCCUCUCUGAAGCUGGAGUCUUCGGCGGCGGUGUUCUGCCAGGCCGGGGAGGACGGGUCAAGCAGGCAUGCAUGUAGACAGAGGCUCAGUGUGCAGCUCAACUCCCCACAGCCUCCCACUGGCCUAGACUCCCCCAGCCCCACUGCCAGCGAGAAGGCUCUGCAUAACAAGGGGAAGAUUCACAUUGCAGGCUCACAGGUUCAGGGGUUAACCAAUGCACCAUCGGGGUCAGACAGCUCGAUGCCCCCAGCUGAUUUGUGCACUAUCCUCGUUUAUUCUGAGGAUGUGGCUUUUCCCUGCACAGUCCAAUCUUCCAUGUUUCUCUCCCAUUCAAACACAUUAGAUGACUGUGAACUGGACAUGGUGCAGGGAAGUCUAAAAAGCAACUUGGCUGAACAAAGACAGGAAACUGAGGUGGAACAAGGACAGAGGACAGAGCCUGACAAAAUCAUGUUAGCAGAUAAUGUCUCCCAUAAGGGAGGACACCCAUUGUUGAACUGCGCUAAUCAUUCAAAUGAAGCAAUUUACACUCAACCCCAAGACAAAGAUCUAAGUGUGUCAGAGGAUGAGAAAUGGACAGUUGCAAGGCCAUGUAAACCUUUCUACUCUAUCCUCAGUAGAAAUGGGAAAACGGUGCUCCAGUGGCCCUCUGAGAUGUUGACAUUCACCAGGACAAGUCCAUCUAUUUCCUUCAGCUGCAACCCACUCCAUUUUGACUUCAGAGCCUCCACUAAAGACGCUGGCUGCAGAGUGGUGAAAAGAGCUGUCGAGAAAUCAGCUGAAUUAGCUAAGAAGUCCUACAGUGAUCAAGCAACCCUGGAAACACUACUGCACCCUGUACAACUUCCUCUACCAUUAUCCACCUCCAUCACCAUCCACCAGACUUUCCUGCAGCACCAUGCUAACUUCCUCCAGCCACAGCCCCUACUCAUGUCACCUAUCCUCCCCUUCACUCACCUGCCACUGGGGGCAGAGGUUUACCCACACAGUCACCCAAUUUCGGUCAUGGCACGACCGAGCCUGCACCCCCUGACUAUGUCCUUUCACCCCCUGCCUCGCACUAUGUUUCCUCAUAUGUUCCCACAUCACCACACUGUCAUCCCCCUACAACCUCUGUUUUAA
Molecule: messenger RNA, 1821 nt
Organism: Oncorhynchus tshawytscha (Chinook salmon)
Lineage: Eukaryota; Metazoa; Chordata; Actinopteri; Salmoniformes; Salmonidae
Product: zinc finger protein 804A-like
Exons: 5
Coding region: 73-1821 (582 amino acids)
Cellular component (GO): nucleus
Source: RefSeq, a predicted model, not a curated record